Schistocerca serialis cubense is the source of this 2400-nucleotide messenger RNA. Its product is annotated as dynein axonemal intermediate chain 3-like. The record is from RefSeq and is a predicted model, not a curated record. NCBI's taxonomy places the organism in Eukaryota, Metazoa, Arthropoda, Insecta, Orthoptera, Acrididae. The transcript has 14 exons. Gene Ontology annotation, cellular component: inner dynein arm. Gene Ontology annotation, molecular function: dynein light chain binding; dynein heavy chain binding. Gene Ontology annotation, biological process: cilium movement involved in cell motility; inner dynein arm assembly. The coding region runs from base 1 to 2400 and encodes 799 amino acids.
AUGCAGAAGGAAAUUGAAGACGCUCUUAAAUACAAUGAAGCUUUCGAUCACCACAAAGAUGACUAUCAGAACCUCAUCCUAAGGAAGAGAGACACAGAAAUCCCGAAGCAACUAACUUAUGAAGAACAAGAAAUCUUUAUUGAUGUUCGAUUGUGCAAAGGAAAAAUUAUAUCGUGCGCUGCUUGGCAUCCAAAGAGAGAAGGUUACUUUGCGAUAGCGUACGUGAGCAACCGUCCUGGUAGACAUUUUUCUGGUGUUGACACGGCUUCCGAAUAUCUGCCGGAUGUCGAGGAUUCACCGGAAAACAUUCACGACAGAAAUCCUGUGCUACUGUGGAGCUUCAAAGAUCGAUUUCACUCAAAACUGACUCUUCUUAGUCCUCGACCUGUCCAGUGCCUAAAAUUCUGCCCGCACAACGCAGACAUACUUGUAGGCGGACUUACCAAUGGACAGAUAGUUAUAUGGGACCUUACGGAGAAUCUAAGACGGAUAGAAGGAGAACUUGAUACAUCAGAGUGGCGCGCAGUGGAAAGAACGUCUUUAAAAGGACUAAGCAGCUGGAAGAAGAAAGCAAAAGAAGGAAUAAGUAUGUACCCUACAGCAGUUUCUUCCCCUACCGUGUCCCACAAGGACUGCGUCACUGAUCUACAAUGGAUAGCGCCUACAUUACAGGUAUGUCGAGAUGGAGUUCUGGAAAAAGUUCCACCAACUUCACCAACGCUACAGUUCUUAUCGUGUUCUCUUGAUGGCCACAUGUAUGGAUGGAAUUUGUUGGAAGUACCUACACCGAAACGCAAGAAAGUGGUCCAGAAGAAGUCUGCGAAGCGGCCACGUUCUGAAGGCCCCGAGCGGACGCCUGUGUCUCCGUACGCCAAACUGCACGGCUUACUGCAACCCCAUUUCAAGGUCUCGGCUGACUACCCUAUUUCCAGUUUCAGUUCACCACUACCUGCUAUUUCCGGCAAUCGGCUAUCAGAGACGGAUGAAGUAGCCUCGACAUAUGGAGAAAUACGUCCAGAGGAAGAAAGGCAUCUGUCCCAGAAGCCGUUUCACUUCGGAGCCACCGACGCAACUCUAAUGGAAAUGAAUUACAUGCUAGACGACACUAAGGAAGAGCUAAUGACAGCUUUGCAGUUCACUUCCAUGGCAGAUGUACAUGACGGACCAAUAGAAGCGCUGGAAAGGUCUCAUUUUGUUGAAGAGAUAUUAAUUAGUCUUGGAGGCAGAGUGUUCGCUAUAUGGAGCGAAGAUUACAAGGGGCAGCCUCUCUACUGGAGACAGUAUAAGAUUCGACUGACAGCUUGCCGUUGGUUCCUUCAUCGUCCCAGCAUGUUUCUUAUUGCGAGAGAGGAUGGACGUUUCGAAACCUGGGACUGGUUUCUUGACAGUUGUCAACCAAUACACAUAACCGAUGUUUUGGGAAAGCCACUGACAGGAAUAUACCAGAGUCCAAUAAACCAUGACAACAUAUUUGGAGUUGCUGAUUCAGGAGGAACAUUCAGAAUAUUUAAUGUCCCUCAUGAAUACACAGAAUUCCAUCCUGAAGAUGGUAGCUCCAUAGUCACAAUCUGGAGAUGUUGCCCAGCCUCGUCUGUGCUUCAGACAUCUGCAGUUCCCUUGUCCUGUUCGGAUGUGGUUGAUAGUUCUCCACUGGCAUCUGGGGAGCGUGAAACCUGGAACUCACAUGGAAGACUUUUCAACCAGAUGACCGUUAUAAAACUGAGGAAUAUGUUUGAACAACAUGUUGAGUGCAAACGCCUAUUAACAUCAUGGACGACAAAAUGGAAAGAAAAAUUUGCUGAUUUUUUGAAGCAGAAAAGGAAAGAAGCUGAACGCCUCCAUAAACUGAAAAUGAUAAAGGAAAAGGAGAAAAUACGACUAGAGAAAGAAAGGCUUAAAGCCAUUAAAGAAGCAGAACUUGCAUUGCAGAAAAGAACAAAGCUAUUAAAGUGGCAGAAAGCACAGGAAAUAUGGGAUGCUAAACAAGAGAAACGAGCAAUAGGAAUACUCCUCAGUCAGAAGAACCUAGAUAAUGACCACCUAGAAACAGAGCAAAAGCCAUUCGUGAAAUUACAGGAGGAACAAAAAUCCAAAAGGAUAAAGCAGACAGAAGUAAUAAAUAUGAAUGAAAGUAUUUAUAAGGAAAUACUCUCUCUGAAAUUCCCUGAUCUCAAAGAGGAACUUGCUGGAGGUCCAGAAAUCAAAGAAACAAAAGAAGUACAAGAAGAAGAAAUGACUGUUCUAUUCAUAGAGCUAUAUGAGAAGAGUGAGACUGACUGCAUGGACCUCAUGCAAAGUCAUCCUUUUGACCACAAAUUUCAGUGGAUGGAUGUUGUGAAGGAAGCACAUUCCAAAUUGCACAAUGUGUAUACAGACAACACACAGGCCAGCAACCUAUAG